This is a messenger RNA of Poeciliopsis prolifica (blackstripe livebearer), 4661 nucleotides long. RefSeq names its product unc-51 like kinase 3 (gene ulk3). The record is from RefSeq and is a predicted model, not a curated record. The transcript has 17 exons. The coding region runs from base 129 to 1562 and encodes 477 amino acids. Gene Ontology annotation, cellular component: autophagosome; cytoplasm. Lineage: Eukaryota; Metazoa; Chordata; Actinopteri; Cyprinodontiformes; Poeciliidae. Gene Ontology annotation, biological process: peptidyl-serine phosphorylation; protein autophosphorylation; autophagosome organization. Gene Ontology annotation, molecular function: protein serine/threonine kinase activity; ATP binding.
GCAGUAACAAAGUUUGAGACGGAAUUCCUCGUCAGCUAUCUGUCAGCAGCAAUGUAAACAUUUCAUUCAUGUGCGGUGGAUUUGCCUACAGAAGUGACUGUGGGAACCUCUGAUGUUGCUCUGAGAGCAUGGCCUCCACCUCUAGUUUUGCCCCUCCAAAACUAGCAGACUUCAUCUUGACAGAGCGUCUGGGCAGCGGUACAUAUGCUACUGUCUACAAAGCCUACAGAAAGGGGAACAGUCGAGAAGUGGUGGCAGUGAAAGUUGUGGGGAAGAAAACUCUCAACAAGGCCUCAACAGAAAACCUUCUCACAGAGAUUGAAAUCUUAAAGACUGUGCGUCAUCCUCAUAUAGUCCAACUCAAAGACUUCCAGUGGGAUGCAGAGAACAUUUAUUUAAUCCUGGAAUGGUGUUCAGGUGGAGAUCUCUCCCAGUUUAUUCGCAGUCGCAGGAUUUUACCUGAGAGUGUGGCUCGGCGCUUCCUGCAGCAGAUAGCCUGUGCUCUUCAGUUCCUUCAUGAACGGAAUAUCUCACACUUGGAUUUGAAGCCCCAGAAUAUUCUACUGAGCGGCUCGGUCCUCAAACUAGCAGAUUUUGGGUUUGCCCAGUACAUGUCACCGUGGGAUGAAAAGAGUGUGCUGAGAGGCUCUCCUCUCUACAUGGCUCCUGAGAUGGUGUGCAGACGCCAGUAUGACUCUAGAGUGGAUCUGUGGUCAGUCGGCGUUAUUCUUUACGAGGCUCUGUUUGGACGAGCUCCAUUUGCAUCAAAGUCAUAUGCUGAACUGGAGGAGAAAAUACGAAGCAAUCAACCAGUCGAGCUCCCUCCUGGGGCCCGAGUCUCCAAGGACUGCAGAGACCUUCUGUUGAGGCUGCUGGAGCGAAAUCCAGAUGCCCGGAUCACCUUUGAGGAGUUCUUCACUCACCCUUUUUUAGAUAUGGAGCACAUGCCAAGCGCAGACAGCAUAGUGAAAGCAAAAGAGCUGGUACUGCAGGCCGUGCAGAAGGACCAGGAGGGAGAGCGCUCUGAAGCACUGUCUUUCUACUGCAGUGCCCUCGAGCACUUCGUCCCCGCCAUUCACUAUGAGACAGACCGACAGCGUAAAGAUGUCCUCAGGCAGAAGGUCAGGCAGUAUGUGUCGAGAGCUGAGGAACUGAAAGCCCUUCUCGCUUCGGACAACAAGCGCAGCUUCGAGGAGGCUAAGACAUCCAGAGAUGUUCUCCGAGAAAUGUCUAAAAACCAACCACGUCUCCUGGCUGCCUUGGAGAUGGCUUCUACAGCUAUUGCUAAGGAGGAGAAUGAAUCAGAUGAUCUUGAAGUUUUGGAUAUGUACCAGCAAUGCUUAGGAGAGCUGCUGUUGGCAUUAGCAGCUGAGCCCCAGGGUCGCAGGAGAGAGCUGCUCCACAAUGAGAUAAAAAGCCUCAUGACCCGAGCUGAAUAUCUUAAGAAGCACAUUAAGAUUGUUGUUUGUCUUCAUUUUCAGAUGGAAGAGACUGAGAGGGAUGUGUCUCUGGAUCGGGAAUCUUUUGCAGAAUCUGUCAGAAGCUCAUGCAGUUUGCAGUGAGUGGGGCAGCAGCUGUGAAACCCAGGAAUGCCCUGUAGGUCGUCCGUCAAUGUUCAGGAUGGACACCACACCAGGCCUUUAUAGGAGCCAAAGCAGACCACAUCCUAACCAACUGAGUAUACUAUCUGGGUGGGAAGUGACAGUUGCCAACCAAAGGUGUACAAUGUUUUGGGUGCUGCUUUAAAGGUCCCUAAACCAAAUGAAUUGGCAGGUAAAAGACUUGGUUUAAAUGUAGUUUCAUUUUUAAUAAGGGAGACUGGAGGGUGCUGAAGUCCUGAAAGUAGCUCUUGAAUUUUGGAUUUGCACACUGGUGAAUGUGAAAGUUUCCUGCCUUUCAUUGUGUGUUGUUAGCGAGCUGAGCCUCAAUCCCCUCCUCCAGACACACCAUUGAUAUGUAAAUUCUGGACAGCUUGUCUGACAAUGCCAACACUGUUAUGCUAAAUGAGUUAAACUGAGACCGCUGCAUUAGUUAUCACAGGACAUCUACAGGUCCUUUCAGCAUGCUUAAGAGUUGCACAAAAUGCAAACGUAAUCGAACAUGAACUGUAAUAUUUAAUCACUGGUGUUUAGAAAUGAACUGUUAACUAGACAAAUUUGUGGGUCAACCACAGGCUCAUCAUGCUCUCAUCACUGACUGAAUCCUCAUCAGAGGUGUGGCUCCUGCUUCACUUGCACUGCCGUCGUGUUUAGGUUUGGGUCAGGAUCUGUAUCUGAACUCCUCACAAAUCCUUCAAGGCUUCUGAUAAAGAUUAACAAGUUGAACCGAUAUGCUGAGUUCUUGAGUACGUUGGCUCCAGCUGUAAAAAUUGUUCCUAAAGGGAAGAUUUUAAGGCAGCAGCAGUUUCCACACUGCUGUAUGGUUUACCUUUUUUUAAAUGAAAUACCAAACCUGUUUUUAUUGUGUAUUUAUUGGGAGGCAAAAUGACAAUAAAGAUGCAUAUUAUACAAAAAAAUCAAAUCUUCAAAGUUAGUUUUUUCUUUUCUGCCCAAUUGUUGACACCACAUAUUAAGACAUAUGAGACAUUUAAAUUUUUAAAUGUCUGCAUAUUGGUCAAUCUUUGAAAGCAAAACUGCUGGGAUCAUAUGCUAGAGCUCAGCAUGGACCCCAUGGUGUCGGCAGAGUAUGCUGGAAAAAACAAAGAUGUUAUGAGAAAUUACUGAUAUGACUGUUUUGAAUGGACAGAGACUGAAACUAAAAACUUCCACAAUAAAUUAUAUUUAACUUCAUAGACUAAUCAGUUUGAUAUUUUUGUAUAUCAAACUGAAGAAGGAAUUUGUGCUUUUUUAUGUUGCAAUAACUUUAAUGUCAAACAAAUCACAAGUGGAUUUAAGUAUAUUUCUCAUGACGAAUCAGUGGCAAGAUGAACUAAUCCUAUUAUGCUCUUACAUAUUAAAGUUUUAUAAGGGAAUGAGCUUUAAACUUUAAAGCUGCGGUAUGUAAAUUUUAUAAGAAAUGCUUUCUACAUAUUUGUCAGAACUGUUAGUAUGUUGUGACAUUACAAUAUGAGACAUCUCUGAAUAAAUUGAGUUCCUCUGCAAAUGGGCAUGCUGUCAUCUGCACAAAUACACUGCACUGUCAGAAACAACUAAUAAGAGCCAAGAAGAAGAUCUUGGCACUGUCAAUCUCCCUCGUGUAUUCGCUGCUCCUCAUGUGUUCUUAAAUAAGCAAAAUAAAUUUUGACAUAUAUUGGAUGGGAAUCAACACAAAAAAUUUUGAAAAUCUUUUCUUUGAAAGCUUCUCCCAUUUGUUUCAUUAAGGUUUAAAUUCUGUCAGUCUGUAUGUUGUAAAAUAAUCGUUGUCUUUUCUGCAAGAAUUUUUCCAUGAAGAACUCGGAUUUGAAAUUUCUGGCUCAAAAACUGAUGAAGUCCCAGAAAACUCAAGACGCGUUCCACCUGUCACGCCAGCUGUAAAAACUUUUGUUGUAAAAGCUUUUGUUGUAAAAGAGAGAGAAGCGCAGCUCCGAUUUGAAGCAUCCAGGACAGAGAACCAUGCGGCUCGUAGCUCUAAUUGGCUCUGAGUGCCAUCACCGUUUGGCUUGGCGUCUUUGCUUUAAUCAGGACAUGAACAAGUUGCCGCCAGAAAAACUUUGGCUCCAUUUGUGGCCCUUGUGAUUUCUUUGUUGCUUAAUUCUGGGAGUGCUGCCAAUUUAUGCUGCCCCACAAAACAAAACAAAAAAAAGUUUUUUGAAUGUUCUUCCAGUAAUACAGCCCAGGGAAGAGCAUCUAGAGAUGGGAAACAUAACCCAGUUUUCCCCCGAACCACAAUAUGUAUCUUUGUGGCUCUGAUUGGCCUCCAUUUUGUUUCAGCUCCAAUCGCACGAGAAUUCCCCAUCUCUCUUCCCUGAGUGGACCUGAUAUCAGUGUUCUGCACAAACACAGGUCUCUGCAGUUUGGACUGGCUAACCUGGACCUCAUGAUCCCCACACAGAGCAGGCUGGUCAUUCACUGUGCUCCAACAGCUGUCAUAAAUGGAACAUUGUGUUCUUCUUUUAGACAAGAGCCUCGAAAUCCCUGGGGUGGCUCUGACUCUGGAGUCGUGGAGAGAAGAGUGUGGGUCUUUGGAGCUGGGGUGGUUGGGUUGAGGGUUGUUUUAAAGGAAUGUUGAAUAAAGAUAAUUUAGAAAAUGGGCUCCAGCACACUGCUGCCUCUGUAACCCCACCAAAAACACUCAAGUCCCCAAGGCUUCUCUGGCCAUGUUUGUUUUGAUUUUGCUCCCAGAAUUGGCUGGAGGGAGGCCAGGAGGGAUUUGAGGGGGCGGGUUGGUUGUUUUGGAGAACCUUGGGAUGCAUGGCAGUGAUUAAGACAGACUGAACUGAAGACAGUCUCUGUAAACUGCAUGUAAUAACGCAGCUCUGUCGCUGUGAGUCACUUUAAAUCACUCUCACUGUCACAGGGCCAUCCCUUAGUUAAAACAAAAUUAAGACAAUCUGCUCAGUGCCUGGAGUCACAAAACUCUACCACCUGUUUGCUCUAAUGGGGUGGAAUGCAAAAGUCUUUUCACAGCAUCAACUUCUAUAUAUUUAGACAAACAACUUCAAACUUCAAUGUAUUUGAUCGAGAUUUUAUAUAGAUGAACACAAAGUAACAUGUAAUUGUGGU